AUGGGGCUGCCGGCAGCAGGAGCGGUGGUGGCAGCUGGGGAAGCGGAGGACUUGAGCGAGCAGGUGAAGAGGCGCCUGCUGCAGGAGGAUGUUGAUAAGGACGCCCAGAUCAAAGUUGACGUCGAUGGCGAUGGUCAGAACGAUGAUAAUCAUGUUCGUAAUGGUGAUGGUCGUGACGAUGGCGGCGGCGGCGAUGACACGCUGGCAGCGGCGGCCGGGCUAGAGGAGGGCGCGGUCACGGCACGCAAGCGCAGCAGCAGCAGUGUUGGCAACGCCGCGGCGCCUGUCGCGCAAAAGCGGCGCUCGCGUGGCCGGGCCGACCGCGCCCGCCCCAAGCGCCUUCGGCAGCGACAAGGGGCCGGAGAGGGCGCCGCCAGCGGCGCAGCCGGGGCGCAGGCGGGGGCUGAUCUUGAGGAAGCAGCAGCGGCCCGGGAUGAGGCUGCAGGCGAGGCGGCUGGUCCAGGCGCCACCAGCGGGCCCGAAGCUCCGGCGAUCGCCGCAGCCGCCGCCGGCCAGCGCUUGGCCGUUGGAGGGCCGCGCCAGCCAGGGCAGCAGGAGCAGCAGCAGCAGCAGAAGAAGAAGAAGCCGCGCGUGUCCACCGCGCAGGCUGUGCUUCGCAUGGUGUUUUACUCGUGGGUCAGCACGUACAACCUCGUGGCGAUAUCCUCCCUGUGGGCGCGCUGCGCGGACGUGUUUUCCGAAACAGGGACGCGCCUCUUCGGAUUCAUAUCGGCCGGCGCCACGCUCGGGCAGCUGUGCGGCAGCGUCGUCGCACUAGCGUUGACCUCGCGCAGCGGGGCCGCCGCCGGCGAGCACGCGGCUGCGGCGGCGCGCGGGCCGGCGGCGGCGCCGGCGCCGGGGUCGAGCCAGCUGGUGCUGAUGUCAUCGGCGCUGCUGCUCGUGGCUUCGCAGCUCGCCCCGCGCAUACGCCUGCACGCCGCCCCCGGCUCCGCCGCGCCCGACCGCGGGGCCACAGACCCUGGGGGCGGCCCUGCGCGGGGCGCGCCGGCGCCGGCGCUGCGGCGGCGCCACAGCGGCAGCGGCGCCGCCCUGCCCUUGGUUGCGGGCGCGUCGCUGCCAGAGGAUAGCAACGGGCCGCACCUGCAGCCCCAGGCCCGUCCCGACAAGCUGUUCAGCGGUGCAGGCGGCGCGGGCCCCGCUGCGUCGCCGUUUCCGGCGGCCGCUCAGGGGCAAUCCGUGAUCGAGCCCGACGGCGCGGCGGCGGCGGUGGCGGCGGCGGCGGCGGGGGAGGCGGUGCCGGUGCGGUCGGUGCUGACUGAUCUGGUCGCUGGCUUCAGGCUGAUCCUGGCCAGCGAGUACCUGCUGCUGGUGUGCGCCUACCUGCUCAUCACAUAUGUGGUGGGCAGCCUGCUCUACUUUGAGCGCGCCCUGGUGGUGUCCAAGACCAUGACGGGCGCGGGGGAGCGCACCACCUUCUUUGCUUGGCUCAACUCAUGGAGUGCCACCCUCAUCGCGCUGUGCCAGCUGUUUGCCACUGCGGGGCUGCUGCGCGUGCUGGGGGUGCCGCUGGCGCUGGCGUCGGGCCCGGCCGUGUGCCUCGCCGGGCUCGCGCUCGUCGCGCUGAGGCCGUCCCCCAGCACCAUAGCGGGGGUGGAGGUGGUGCGCAAGGUGGUGGGGUACGCCGUCAUCAGGCCCGCCAGGGAGGUUCUGUUCACGGUCGUGUCCCGCACGGAAAAGUACUCGGCAAAGCUGGUGAUCGACAUGGUGGUCCAGCGCCUGGGCGACUCGAUCGCGGCAGCUGCCUUCCAGCUGCUGGACGUGCAGCUGCAGCUCGGCGUGGGCGGCGUGGCCAUCGCCGGGUGUGCCACGUGCGGGGCGUGGCUGGUGGCUGCGGUGCGGCUGGGGCGGGUGCACGUGCGGCUGGCGCAGGAGCGGCAGCGGCACGAGGACGGCCGGCGGCAGAAGCAGGACGUGUAA
Messenger RNA from Monoraphidium neglectum, 1938 nucleotides. RefSeq lists its product as hypothetical. The coding region runs from base 1 to 1938 and encodes 645 amino acids. The transcript has 5 exons. The record is from RefSeq and is a predicted model, not a curated record. Lineage: Eukaryota; Viridiplantae; Chlorophyta; Chlorophyceae; Sphaeropleales; Selenastraceae.